AAGGGGCGCGGCGCGGGCGCCAUGGCGGCGGCGGCGCGGCCGCUGGCGCUGCUCACCAGCUGCGCCGCGGGCUUCGCGCCCGAGGAGCUCGUCAAACGUAUCACAGGAAAAGAUGACCUUACCGUGGGUGCAAUAACGAGUGGAAGAGUGAAUUUCUACCCCUGGACAAUAGAUAACAAAUACUACUCUGCAGACAUCCACCUCUGUGUGGUCCCAAACACAUUCCACGUGACUGGAGAGAUCGCCGAGGCUGUGCAGGCGUUUGUUGUGUACUUUGACAGCACAACAAAAACUGGACUGGAGGGUGUCUCUGAAUGGCUGCCCCUGACAGAAGAGUGGCUGCCAGAAGUGAUGAUCCUGGUUUGUGACAGAGUAUCUGAGAAUGGUGUAAACAGACAGAAAGCUCAAGAAUGGUGCAUCAAGCAUGGCUUUGAGCUGGUAGAGCUCAGCCCUGAGGAGCUGCCUGAUGAAGAUGACGAUUUCCCCGAGUCCACCGGAGUGAAGCGCAUCGUGCAGGCCCUCAACGCCAACGUCUGGUCCAACGUGCUCAUCAAGGGAGACAGGACCCAGGGCUUUGGUCUGCUCAGCACCUUGGCAGGAGCAACCAGGAGCCGUGGCUGUGAAGAGACCCCGGAGACAGAAUCCAACCCUUCUCCAGGAGACAGGGAAGAAUCAGAUGGUGGAGAGGAUGGAGCUGGCACAAACAGCCUGGAGCCUGACAGUGCUGCAGAUCCCAUGCUGGAUAUGGACAUCCAGGAGCUGGCCAGCCUGACCACGAGGGAUGGGGACCUGGGGAACUUCGAAAGGCUCUUCUCAAAGCUGAAAGAAAUGAAAGACAAAGCUGCCACGCUGCCUCACGAGCAGAGGAAGCUGCACGCAGAGAAGGUGGCCAAAGCCUUCUGGAUGGCGAUUGGAGGAGACAGGGAUGAGAUUGAAGGUCUCUCCUCGGAUGAAGAAAACUGAAUUCCUCUGCAGCUGGAGGUGCCAGAGCAAUCCUGAGGGAAUGAUCCUUCCCUGAAUUAGUGUUCAUUGCCAAAAACCCCUUUUAGCUGUAGCUGCUUCCCUUGGUGACAGCAUUCCCCAUGUUCCACAUUCCACAACAUCUCCUGGCUCCAGAGGCUUUGUCUGAGUGUCCUGCCUCCUCUCCCUGAGGAUGUUGGAAGGUGACACGUGUGUGAUUCAAGGAAACAGGGAUGAGUUUACAUUUUUCAAAUGAACAUUUUUAUGAUUUCCUCUCUGGGGUUUAAAUAAACAAAUGUACUCCAGUUAUCUCUGCACACAGGGCUGGGGCUUGGGAAGUGACUCCUGAAUUCCAAGCUCCAUUUUUCAGCUCUGGGGCUCUUUGAUGGUUUCAUGGAGCUUUUCCCAGUUCAGACUGGCCAGAUUUGGAUGUGCCAUGAGCAGGAGUUGCUGGGCUGUGCCUGUGGGGGAUGUUGUGCCAGGGCUGGGGGCUCCAUGCUGCCAAGUGCCAAAGCCAUUACACGUGGCCCCAGCCCGGGUUCUGUUUGGAUUUUGCCUGUAGGGAUGGGGCAUCUCUGGAAUGCCAGGUGUUGUCCACACUCCCUGGAUUCCCAGUGAAAUGCCAGAUUGCUGCUGCUGCUCCAGGGUGGAAUUCCCUGCCCAGACCUUGUGCAAGGCGUGGCAGAAUGCAGGGAGCUGCUCUGGGGAGCUCUGUCCUCAGUUCUGUGCUCGGUUCCCAGCGCUGGGGUCCCAAACACCCCGGUGCCCCGGACGUGCUCGGUGCGCACACCCCGGUGUGCCUCGGGCACGGGGCUCAGAGGGAUUCCUGGUCCUGUCCCAGUCCCAUCACUGCCACAGCAGCACGGGGCACAGCCUCUGCACGGACAGACAUGGAACUCGGGGCUCAGAGGGAUUCCUGGUCCUGUCCCAGUCCCAUCACUGCCACAGCAGCACGGGGCACAGCCUCUGCACGGACAGACAUGGAACUCGGGGCUCAGAGGGAUUCCUGGUCCUGUCCCAGUCCCAUCACUGCCACAGCAGCACGGGGCACAGCCUCUGCACGGACAGACAUGGAACUCGGGGCUCAGAGGGAUUCCUGGUCCUGUCCCAGUCCCAUCACUGCCACAGCAGCACGGGGCACAGCCUCUGCACGGACAGAGAAGGAAGGUGGAGCCUGGUGAUGCCACCCUGGCUCCUCUGCUGCAGGCUCAGGCACUGGAUCCGUGGGAAGAGAUCCAACAGAUUCCCAUGUGGAAGAAUAUGGCCCCAAGAACUUUCCCAUCUCAAAAUCCACCCUGUUAAGCACCCUCAGUUAGGAAUUCCAAAAUUAACUUUUCCAAUGUCCCCUAAAUUGCCGAGUCCCAGGACACGGGUUUGCCAUCGAUUAUUGGAUGGCUUUCACAGUGCUCCCUGAAUUCCCUUUUUAAUGAUGAAGCAAAGGUGAAUGUAUUUCAUCCAUUUCUUGGAAUGCUGGGAGUCAUUUCCUGCAUCAAAACUGCAGCGUUUGAGGACAAGAACCGCAGCCUCAUGAGCAGUUUGGGAAGUGUUUCUCAGCUGGAGCCUGAGCUGGAGCUCCCCAUGGUGAAGCACCUGGUUUGGGAAGAAUUCUGGAAUGCAGAGACGCCCCAGGGAGCACCUGCCAGGGACACCUUCCCAAGCAGCUGCUGGGCCUUGCUGGGACUGCACUUCUCCCGUUCUCCACGUCUUCUUCCCAGCACAGAGAGUGGCACAGACCUGGAGGUGGCUCAUUCCAAGCAGGGAAUGGUUUCCAUGUUGGCGUCUCGGUAGCUGAAGAUUCUUUCUGCCCUUUCUAAAUCUUUGUUGUGCAAUGGUGAUAAAUGGCCAAAGUGCCAAGGGAAUAGAGUGGAGGCAGCGAAGGAAAAAUGGACUUGGGCACUUUAUAAACCCAUUCUUUAGAGUUGUGAUAGAGAUGUGACUUUUUAAAUUUAAUGAGAUCUUAUCAGUUAAAACCUAGCACUUUGCUGCCUUUCUAUGAGAUAGCAGCAGCUCAUUCCCAUACUCAAAACUCUUUUAAACACGAUUUAUUGUAAAUAUGGGUCUUGUCUGUAGGGGCACAAAUCAUGGAGGCAGGAAGUGUGGCUGGAGAAACUGGGAAAUAAUUUAAUGAUCCUUGGAGGUCGUUGUGUUGUGGUUUAAAAUCAAGAUUUACUUUGUUGGUGGUUAAUUAUUUUUGUGGAUUGUUUGGGGUUUUUCUGAAGAGACCCUUUGGUUUUGGCUAUGGGAUUUCUUUACAAAAUAAGAAGUGUCAGAAAUGAAUAAAAGGGGCAUUAGCGGAAAAGCAAA
Molecule: messenger RNA, 3264 nt
Organism: Lonchura striata (white-rumped munia)
Lineage: Eukaryota; Metazoa; Chordata; Aves; Passeriformes; Estrildidae
Gene: AAGAB
Product: alpha and gamma adaptin binding protein
Source: RefSeq, a predicted model, not a curated record